GCUGGCCCCGAGUGUGACCGGUUUCCGGCCGGUGGUGCCGCACCGGCUGCCAGGAGACGUGUAACGGACGGUGGGCCGCAGCCAUGGCCGAGAGGAAACUUAACGGUAGCGGCGGCGCCGCCUCUACCUCCUCAUCGGGCACUAACUUACUCUUCUCCUCCUCGGCCACGGAAUUCAGCUUCAACGUGCCCUUCAUCCCAGUCACCCAAGCCGCCGCUGCCUCGGCCUCCUUGCUCCUGCCUGGAGAAGAUUCCACCGACGUUGGGGAGGAGGACAGCUUCCUCGGUCAGACUUCUGCUCACACGUCUACCCCACAGACCUUUAGUUACUUCUCUCAGGUAACAAGCAGUAGUGAUCCUUUUGGGAAUAUUGGACAGUCGCCGUUAACAACUGUGGCAGCAUCGGCUGGACACUCAGCAUACUCCAAGUCCCCAGCUGCUCUCCCUUUUACAACUGGAUCCCAAGAUGCGUCGAAUGCGUGCUCACCAGCCAUUUCGAAGGCUCAGUAUGGUGCUCCACCUUCUGCACAGAUGGGAAUGAAUACUUACCUGCCUUCUCAGCCAAGUAGUCUCCCUCCUUCCAAUUUUGGGAGCCCACCGCAAGGAACGUCCCAACAAGGACACAAUCCAUACCGUCACACCCCUGUAAGCAGCAGGGCUAAUCCUUAUAUUGCACCCCCACAGCUGCAACAGUGCCAAACACCAGGCCAUCCCCCCCAUCCUCCACCCGCCGGACCCCCGCUUCAGAUGUACCAGAUGCCUGUAGGAUCUUUGCCACCGAUUCCUCCUUCAGUGCCAUCGGGGUUGACCCCUCCAACACAACAGCAGGCUCUUGCUAGACCCACAGGUCCUUCUGUGCAAACGCACCCUCCUUUUCUACUUCAAAACCAAUAUGAACCUGUUCAACCCCACUGGUUUUACUGCAAGGAGGUAGAAUACAAACAAUUGUGGAUGCCUUUCAGUGUGUUUGACUCUUUGAAUCUUGAAGAAAUCUAUAAUUCAGUCCAGCCGGACCCUGAGAGUGUGGUUCUAGGCACAGAUGGAGGGCGCUAUGACGUUUAUCUCUAUGAUCGACUGAGGAAGGCUGUGUACUGGGAAGAGGAGCCGGCGGAAGUCAGACGCUGUACUUGGUUUUACAAAGGGGACACAGACAGCAGAUUUAUUCCCUAUACGGAGGAGUUCAGUGAAAAACUAGAGGCUGAAUAUAAAAAAGCAGUAACCACCAAUCAGUGGCACCGUAGAUUAGAGUUCCCAAGCGGAGAGACCAUCGUUAUGCACAAUCCAAAGGUUAUUGUUCAGUUCCAGCCUUCAUCAGUGCCCGAUGAAUGGGGAACCACACAAGAUGGACAGACAAGGCCCAGGGUUGUAAAGCGUGGAAUUGAUGAUAACCUUGAUGAAAUUCCUGAUGGAGAAAUGCCUCGGGUUGACCAUUUGGUGUUCAUGGUGCAUGGCAUUGGACCUGUGUGUGACUUGCGCUUUAGAAGCAUUAUUGAAUGUGUGGAUGAUUUUCGGGUGGUUUCUCUGAAAUUGCUGCAGACACAUUUCAAGAAAUCUUUAGACGAUCGGAAAGUAAGCAGAGUGGAGUUUCUUCCUGUUCAUUGGCACAGUUCCUUGGGUGGGGACGCCACAGGUGUUGACAGGAAUAUUAAGAAAAUCACCUUACCAAGUAUUGGUCGGUUUCGUCACUUUACCAAUGAAACCUUGCUAGAUAUUUUAUUUUACAAUAGCCCCACCUACUGUCAGACGAUUGUGGAAAAAGUGAGCAUGGAGAUCAACCGUCUACAUGCACUUUUUAUGAGUCGGAAUCCAGACUUUAAAGGAGGAGUCUCUGUUGCUGGUCACAGUUUAGGUUCUUUAAUAUUAUUUGACAUCCUAUCUAAUCAAAAAGAUUUGAAUUUGUCAAAGUCUCCUGGGCCUUUUGCUGUUGCUAAUGGAGUUGUGAAGCAGCCACAUUUUCAGGAAAAGCAGAUGCCUGAAGAGUCAAAGCUGACUUUGGAUGAGUCUUGUGACCUUGAUGUUGAAAAUGAAGAAGUCCUAAGUUUGCAAGAAACUCUGGAAGCACUUAGCCUCUCUGAAUAUGUUAGCACUUUUGAAAAGGAAAAGAUUGACAUGGAAUCUCUGCUUAUGUGCACAGUUGAUGACCUGAAGGAGAUGGGCAUACCCCUUGGACCCAGAAAGAAGAUAGCUAACUUUGUAAAACAGAAAGCGGUUAAACUGGAACAGAAAAAAGCAGCAUCAGAAAAGAAGGCAGUGAUGGCUGCUUCGACAAAAGGGCAAGAGGAAAGUGCUCAGAAAGCUAAAGAGAUGGCUUCUCUCCCCUCAGAAUCUAAUGAGUCCAAGAGGAAACUUCCAGUUGGUGCUUAUGUGUCUUGUGUGCAUGUUGAUUAUGAGUCUUUUGAAGUUGGCACUGGACAGGUUUCUGUUGUUUACAACUCAUUAGACUUUGAACCAGAGAUUUUCUUUGCCUUGGGAUCUCCAAUUGGUAUGUUUCUCACUAUUCGAGGAGUGGAUAGGAUAGAUGAGAACUACAGGCUUCCCACCUGUAAAGGAUUCUUCAAUAUUUAUCAUCCACUUGAUCCAGUGGCGUAUAGAUUAGAGCCUAUGAUUGUUCCAGAUUUGGACCUGAAAGCAGUUCUCAUUCCCCAUCACAAAGGCAGAAAAAGACUUCAUUUAGAGUUGAAAGACAGUCUCUCUCGUAUGGGAUCUGAUUUGAAGCAGGGCUUCAUCAGCUCCCUGAAAAGCGCUUGGCAGACGUUGAACGAGUUUGCCCGCGCUCACACCUCUUCAGCUCAGCUUCAGGAAGAACUGGAAAAGGUGGCCAAUCAGAUCAAAGAAGAAGAAGAAAAACAAGUCGUUGAAGCAGAAAAGAUUGUUGAAAGUCCAGAUUUUUCCAAGGAUGAGGACUACUUAGGAAAGGUGGGAAUGCUAAACGGAGGCCGCCGAAUUGACUACGUUCUUCAAGAAAAGCCAAUAGAGAGUUUUAAUGAAUAUCUUUUCGCUCUUCAGAGUCAUUUAUGCUAUUGGGAAUCUGAAGAUACCGCCCUGCUGUUACUUAAAGAAAUUUAUCGAACAAUGAACAUUAGUCCAGAACAGCCCCAGCAUUGAUUGGACUUCAGUCUCACUCUAAAGUCGGGCCAGAAAUUGCAUUGCUGAGAAAACCCUCAGAAGACAUUCCCAGUUUGCUCCCGUGAUGGAUGACAGAAAAGUGGUUCAUCAGCGUUUGCUCAGAAUUUCUCACAUGUAGGAAGCCGUUUCAAAGAAAACGUACAGAACAAAAAGACAAUGGAGAAAAUCAGUACCACAUGUGGACAGUAUAGCUAAGAAAACGUAAUUUGGAAAAUGAUGCAAUUAAAAAUUCCUCAGAUCAGUUUAGUUGUACAGCUGUCAGAGUAAUGCGUGAUAUCAGUGAAGAAGUAUUUGUAGCAUGCAGAUGGUUAUUUCUGUUUCUUAAAAACCUAUUGUCAAUGGGCCAUUAAACUUGCAUUUUUUUAAAUUAAUGUAGUAUGUUCUUUUAUUCAAGUAUGGACUUCUUAAGAAACUAUAGUAAUACGACUUUCCAAAAAUUUAUAUUCUACUUUCAAUGUGACUUGCAGUUUCGAGCUGCUUUAAUGAGGGGUCGUUGGUGUCGAAGAGGAAGUAACCAAGAGCACUUAUAUUCCGAGUUGAAUCUGAGGUUUUAUGAAGCCUUUCAGGCUCUCGCUGAGAGCGUACUUGUGGAAAGAAGUGAGAUGCUCCAGAGGUCCCGUGAAGUGUCGUCCGGGCACAUGCGCGUCCGCUCGCAGGGGUGUGGGGAGCAAAUUGGAGGUUUUCCGUUUUGUCAUCUGAGGAGCUGUGCAGUCGCCUCAUUGCUAAACUUUCAGUUAAUGUGAGAACCAAAGUAGACUUUUUAGGUUUUGGGGUGGGUUUUUUUGGUUCGUUUUUUUGCUUUGUAUUAAUUUCACAUAUACCAAAGUAUUUCAGAGUAUGAAAUGUAUUGCUUCUAGACUGUAGAUCUACUUCCUGGAAAGACUGUUCUGUAAUAUUUCACUUUGUUUUACUAUGACUUUAAAAUCAAAUUAUCUUAAAUAUUUUCCUAAUACUACAUGGGAAUGCCGAUUUUUCUUCUUUUGUUAUGCGAUAGAAACAUUUUACACUGUUUACAUAGUUCUCAUGGAACAUAGACUUUUUUGAAAGCAACAUAUGAUACACAUUUUUUUGUGUAUAUAUUCUAACUAGUGUGAAUAAAACAGUAAUGGCAUUUUUAAAAAGCA
Messenger RNA from Neofelis nebulosa (Clouded leopard), 4249 nucleotides. It is a transcript of the gene SEC23IP, whose product is annotated as SEC23 interacting protein. The transcript is spliced from 19 exons. NCBI's taxonomy places the organism in Eukaryota, Metazoa, Chordata, Mammalia, Carnivora, Felidae. Gene Ontology annotation, cellular component: COPII-coated ER to Golgi transport vesicle. Bases 84 to 3104 code for a protein of 1006 amino acids. Gene Ontology annotation, biological process: endoplasmic reticulum to Golgi vesicle-mediated transport. The record is from RefSeq and is a predicted model, not a curated record. Gene Ontology annotation, molecular function: protein binding; metal ion binding.